This is a messenger RNA of Closterium sp. Yama58-4, 666 nucleotides long. NCBI's taxonomy places the organism in Eukaryota, Viridiplantae, Streptophyta, Zygnematophyceae, Desmidiales, Closteriaceae. The record is from the annotation of a GenBank genome assembly.
AUGGGUGGGUUGGCCGCUGGCUUGACUCUGCCCUCUCUAGUGCACUUGCAGCUGGUGCUGAUUGGAGAGGCAGAAGAAUUCCCUUUGCCGCUGGAACUCCUUUCUAAUCUCCGCGGUUUGGUAAUCUGCAAUGCCGCUUGCAUGCGGGAGCUUCCGGAAGGGUUUGGUUCGGAGUUGCGGCGGCUGAGGCGGCUGGAGAUUUGGCGGGCUGAGGAGUUAACAGAUCUGCCAGAGAGCUUCACGAAGCUUCAGUCGCUGACUUCCAUUGUGAUCCAUGCACCUGAGCUCUCCUCUCUUCCGGACGGCAUCGGGGCUCUAUCCUGGCUGCGGCAGCUGAAUCUUGAAGAAUGCUCAUCGCUCACCCACCUACCUGCUUCUCUCACCCAGCUUUCCUGCCUUCAUGAGCUGAACCUCAGCAGCACCCCCAUACGCUCCCUGCCUUGCCACUUUGGACAGCUGAGCCGACUUAAGAAACUUAACCUGGAUGGCUGCGAGGAGUUGGCUGCUCUGCCGGAGGAUUUUACCCAGCUUAAGUUGCUCCACAGCUUGAGUGUUAAAGGGUGUGGCGAGAUUGUAUCUGAAGGUGUGAGAGAUAUGCAUGGGUUGCAGGUUCAUGCCACUGAUUCCGAUGAGGAUGAGGAUCCUUUUUUAGGCUUGCCUUUCUGA